UUAGAUGGAUUUAGAUUCUCAAUUUCUCUUGAAACCAAAGCCCCCAUUUCCAAUUUUAUAUUUUAAUUUCUCAGAUCACAGACAGAGAAAGUGAGAGGGAAAAAAAAGGAAGAAAAUUUAUAUAAUUGAGCUGUAAUUUAUUAUUAUUACAUAUAAAAAAUGCGGAGGGAUUGUAAUUUGUAAGAGAUCGUCCUGCAUCAUAUGUAAUCUGCGUAUGUGUGAGUGCAUGCUCAUCUCAUCUGAAACCCCUUUCACUUUGAAUCACCAUUUGGUGGGUCUCUACAAAAUACUGAAAGUUCUGGUUAUAACCCCACAGAUUUAAAAUCACAUCGGGCACUUUGUUGUUUGUCGCCAUAGCAAGUGCUGAGUAGUUUCCUGAAGGCAGGACACUAGGACAUCAAGCUGAGUUAUGGUAACAUUGAGGGGAAUGUUCUGAGAUAUUGGGGUAUCACCCAAAUCAGAAAGAAGUUUGCCAAACAUUCUAUGAUUCAGACUGCUGAUAUGAGACUUGAAUCAGGGACUUGUAAUGUGUGUUCAGCUCCUUGUUCAUCUUGCACAUAUAACCAUUCUCUCAUGGGGUCAAAGGCUGAAGAAUUUUCUGAUGAAAACUGUCGUUUAGGGGAGGCCAAUAAUCACUGUUCUAUGGACCAGAGCAAUUUAUCUUCUCUUAGGAGUAAAGCUUCUGAAAACUUGCAGCAUGCUGUUAGUGAAACCAGUAACAUUCUCAGUGUUAAUUCUAGUCAGGAUUCUCUAUCUGAAAAUGCCCAGAGUAAGCAGGUCUUGUCAGAUAAGUAUCAGGGCUCAAAAUAUUUAGAAGGCCAUGAUGAUAACAUUUCUAGUAUUAGUAGAGCCAGUGAUUCUAAUUUAGAGAACACCAGCCAUCAAAGAAAUGCAGAAAGAAUAAAUGCUUGUAGUUCAGCUUCAGUUAGUCAUGUAGGCGCAGAAGGAUCUGUUGGUACUCCAUCUGUUGAUAUGUCUGGUUUGUCUGAGAUUCCAUCCUCUAAAGAUGCAGAUAGUGGGCAUAGCACAUCUAAGGUACAAAGCAUGAAUGGACAAUCUCAAAGUGGUAAAUCUCUCUCAAAUAGUGCAAGGUUAAUUCAUCCAGAAGGGAAAUUAUUGUCUCGUAUCCCUGAAAAGUUGUUAGAAAGCCCUAAUGAAAACCCUAAUUCAUCAUUGAACAAAGAGGCAGCAUCUACUGUUGUAUCUGGUGAGAAAUCAAUUGCCAGUAAUGAUAGCCCUAAUGACAGUAUUGCCAAGGUUUCAUCGGAAGUUUGUCCAAAGUCAGAAGCAGGUACUGAUAACAUAGGUGAUGCUAAAGAUGAAAGCUUUAAAGGUUCAGUCCGUGAUGGACAGCAUGAGAAGACUGAGGAGUUGGUUAAAUCCCCUUUUAAGCAGGAACUUCAAUCUGAAGAUGAGAGUGAUGAAUUGGAUGCUGUGGAACAUGACGUAAAAGUGUGUGACAUAUGUGGAGAUGCUGGUCGGGAGGAUCUACUAGCUAUAUGCAGUAGGUGCAGUGAUGGUGCUGAGCACACCUACUGCAUGCGAGAAAUGCUUCAGAAGGUCCCUGAAGGGGAAUGGUUAUGUGAAGAAUGUAAAUAUGCAGAGGAGACUAGAAAUCAAGGGCUUGAAGCUGAGGAGAAAAUAAUUCUUAAAGGUAGUUUAACUUCACAAGUUUCUAACAAACGACUUUUGGAAAACAUUGAAGUAGCUUCUGCAGCAAAAAGGCAAGCUCUUGAAUCAAGCACAGGGUCACCAAAGGCAUCGAGUCCUAAAAGAUUAGUCCCUCUGUCUCGUGAAUCUUCGUUUAAGAACUUAGAUAAAGGAAAGGUGAAGCCUGGUCAUCUGAUGCCUAUUCAUAAUCAUUCUAGCGGUGAUGACACAGAAGUUGCUCGAUCUCCUUCCAUUGGUCCCCGAAGUCAAAUUCCUAAGAGUACAUUAUCGAAAUGUAGUUCUUUCAACAACUUGAGUUCCAAGCCUAGAGUCAAAAUUGUUGAUGAUGUUGUUCCCCAGAAACCGAAAGGGGCUGGUGAUCAGUCUUCCAAGAAUAUGGAGAUGCCUGCGCGCAUGACAGGAAAAUCAACGUUAUUCAAAUCCUCAAGUUUGGGUAGGUCAAGUACAACUGCACCAAAAGUUAAAAUGCUUUCGCCCAAGUCUGCAACUGUCCAGGAGCCGAAAGGACUAAAACAUAUGAAAGAAUCAGGUGCAUUUGACAGGAAAUUUCCAGCUAGGACUGAUCGGCCUGUUGUUAGUUCAUCAAUAGCUAGUUCUGUUGUGUCUACAGCUAAGGGUGAUCAGAAGCUAACAUCUCGUGGUGAAACCACUAAACCUUCAGCAGUAUGCAACAAUCGAGAGUUGAGGGUUAACCAGGAUGGAAAAUCAAAUACAUCAUAUAAGUUAGUGAGUAAUGUAAGUCAGAAAACUUUGGAGCCUCAAGUUUGCUCAGAGAAAACAUCAACCAAUAUUGAUGAAGCUGUACAGGACGUCCUGCCUCGGCCACGAGAGACAGCAAAUCAGGUUGAGAAAACCAGAGGUGGUUCUGAUGAUCGUGUGAGGCCAGGUUUUAGUAAUGCUUCAAAAAAUCCAAUCUGUCAAAAAUGUAAAGAAUAUGGCCAUGUUCUGGAAUUUUGUACAGCUGGUAAUACACAGGAAUCUGGAGCUGAAGUAUCAUUCUCUGCUUCAAGUAGUUCAAUUGAGGAUAUGCAUAAGGGUAAUAAAUUGAAAGCUGCAAUCCAGGCUGCCCUACUUAGAAGGCCUGAAAUAUACAAGAAGAAAGAAACACCUAAUCAAACUGAUGGGGUUUCUCCAUCAGGCACAAACUUGAAUGGUGAAGUCAUUUUGCAAGACCAACCAAUUGUUUCGAGCUCGCCAAAGAAUAUUGUAUCAGCUGUAGAAACCCGGGAACAGCAAGAAAUCCUUGAGAGUUCUACAUCUGAUUCGAUCAAAUGUUUGUCUGAUGAUGAUUUGAAGCAACCAAAAGUUUCUCCAACUGGUUUUUGUUCUCAACCAGUAAAGUCAGAUUCUGUUGGCCUUGCUGCUGGAAAGCCUGUAGUAAGAGAUUUGUCUAAUAAAGCUUUGGCCAUCCCAAUUGCCAUUUCGAAGAUGUUGGUCAUUCCAGAAUAUGAAUAUAUCUGGCAGGGUGUAUUUGAAGUGCAUCGAAAUGGAAAGCCUCCUAAUUUUUGUGCUGGAGUCCAAGCACAUUUAUCCUCUUGUGCUUCCCCAAAGGUUCGUCAGGAAGUGAACAAGUUUCUACCCAAAGUUACCCUGAAUGAAGUUCCUCGUUUGAGCACAUGGCCUUCACAAUUUCGUCAAGUUGGCACAAGAGAAGAUCAUAUUGCUCUUUACUUCUUUGCCAAAGAUAUUGAGAGUUAUGAGAGGCACUACAAGGGUCUAGUGGAUCACAUGAUUAGAAGUGAUUUAGCACUUAAAGGAACUUUUGAUGGUGUUGAACUUCUUAUAUUCCCGUCCAGUCAACUUCCUGAAAAUUCACAGCGCUGGAAUAUGUUGUUUUUCUUAUGGGGCGUAUUUAGGGGGAGGAGGAUCAGUCAUUCAGAUUCUACAGAAAAAAAUUGUAUUCCCAGUCUGAAUGCAGUGCCAGUUGAAGAGGAUUCUACUACUGCUGUUGUGACCAAGUCUGAAACACAUUGCUCCCAAAAAUACACAGAUGAAAAAACAAUUGCCUGUGAUGAAGUAUGCGCUGCACGUCCUCCAUCUGGUUAUAUAGACCAACCUCGGAUUACAGCAAGUAUGAUCAAUGAUAACAAUGACCAGACACAUCUGGGUUUGCAAGUAAAAUUGGAGAAGCAAGAUAGUGGAGUUGACAUCAAAUCUACAUCAGUGGUUCCAAUUGACAGUACAUUUUUAUGCCACGAGAUGAAAUCCACUGGUUCAUCACUGAAACCUAAUGGACUAGAACAUGGACAGUGCAGAGAGUCUAAGCCUCCUGAAGCGAUUGGGAUUAGUGUAAAUACAAGAACUGUUGAAACAAAAACUGGUUUUGACAUUUCUGUAAAGCAAGAGAAAGCCUUGUUGACAGAGAUUCCCUCUGUUGGCAAACAAGAAAGAGGUACUCCAAGCAGUGUUGUUAAUCAUAAAAUGUCAGAGAGAGUGAACAGUGACGAAGAUCAGCAAAAUCCCAGUAUGAAACAGAAAGCAGAUGAUCACUAUAUUGACUUGGAAGCAACAACUUCUUGCGAUCAAGGAAAAGGUGCCGAAAGCCAUUCGAUUAAACAAAAAAUUUCAGGGAGGAUAAACAGUGAUGAAGAAGGUCAGCAAAGGCCUAAGAGAAAACCAAAAGGUGUUUACUUUAUUGACUUGGAGGCAACUGUUGGAGAUCAAGAAACAGAGACUGCAAGCAAUGACAGUAAGGAUAGAAUUUCUGAGAGAAUGAAUGGUGAUGAAGAUCAGCAAAGGCCUAAGACGAAGCAGAAAGAUUAUCAUUAUAUUGACUUGGAGGCACCUGUAGACAAUCAUGACCAAGAUUCUGCAAACAGUAUUUGUAAGGAUGAAGUUUUGGGGAGAAUGGAUGGCGAAGGUAAGCAAUGGCCAACAAAGAAACAAAAAGAUUAUCAUUAUAUUGACUUGGAGGCAAACAAUGAGGAGGAAGUUCAAUAUGUAGAUCUUUCUGACACAGUUAUGCAGGCUCCUGUAGUCAGUUGUCAGAAACGGUCUUGGGACGAGGUAAAUGGAAAAUUGGAAGAUGGAGGAAGCUCUAGCAAGAAGCUGAAGGCAGGUUUUGGUGGGAUUUAUGGGGGUUCCAGUUCUGAAGGUAGGGACUCUCUUGAAAUCGGUUCGUCUUCUUCAGUUGAGGGAAAAGGGUGUAAAGAAGCUUGUGAGGAGAAAAUCAUCCCUGAGGAUGUUGGAUCAAUCGAAAGAACCUUCUUUCCCGUUGAUAACUCACGGAUGGUGCUAAGCAGCACGUUGCUAAAAGGGCCUCAUGAGUACAGGGACCGAUUUCAUGAUGCAAUUCCAAAUCUAGAGCUUGGUUUAAGGGGCGAAACAAUACCACCUCCACCUCCACCUCGACAGCGAAUGCUUCCUUUCCUUGUUGGAGCAGUAGACAGGAAAAACAUCCCAGAAAUCUGUCCAGAUGGCUUGGCAAACGAGCAGGAAGAUGAUGAUGGUGAUGCUGCAUCUCUUUCACUUUCUCUAUCAUUUCCAACUUCCAACAAGGACCCAAAAAUACCUGCUACAAAAGCAGCAGAGGUCUUACCUGAUGAGCAUCGUGUGAAUAGUUCGUUCCUCCUUUUUGGAAGAUACACAGACAAAUAAUCUGCUGCUAUUUGCUGAUAUAAUCAUGUACAUUAUCCUGUUCCAGAUGGCUCAUCAUCCUGUAUUAACAAAGGAGCCAUUGUCCUCAGCAAGAGUCAAUAAGUUUUUUUCUUUUUAACUUUGUCAAAUACAUGUUUUUAUGUUUAGCCUUUUGGUUUUCAGAAUGCAUAGUUUACGGCUGUUUGUAUGUAUAUAGAGAGAAUUGAAGCCGGUCAUAAUUUCAGAAAUUACUACUACUACUACUACUACUACUACUACUACUAGGAGAACUUGCAUAUGGAGUGGCAAAUAGAUGGAGAACUUGAAGCCGGUCAUAAUUGCAGUGGCUUUGCGACAAUGCUACUUGUGCUUUGUUUUCGCCUUA
Molecule: messenger RNA, 5632 nt
Organism: Arachis ipaensis
Lineage: Eukaryota; Viridiplantae; Streptophyta; Magnoliopsida; Fabales; Fabaceae
Product: ASI1-immunoprecipitated protein 2
Biological process (GO): negative regulation of transcription elongation by RNA polymerase II
Molecular function (GO): histone reader activity
Source: RefSeq, a predicted model, not a curated record